AUGUCUCGAAUUCAGAUUUCAAUCGAUCGUGGUGGAACUUUCUGCGAUAUCUGGGCCAAUAUCCCUGGUCAACGGGAAAUGGUCUUCAAAAUCCUCUCCGAAGACCCAUCUAACUAUCCGGAUGCUCCUGCUGAAGGUAUCCGAAUGGUUCUCGAGAAAUCCACCGGGAAUAAAAUCCCCCGAGGAUCCAAGUUGGAUGGGUCUCUUAUUGAGUGGGUUCGUAUGGGAACAACUGUUGCUACCAAUGCUUUGCUUGAACGUAAGGGUGAAAAAUUCCUUUAUUUGACCACCAAGGGCUUUGAGGACGUGCUUGAAAUCGGCACCCAGGCUCGUCCGGAGCUCUUCAAUUUGCGUGUUGCUGCAAAUGAGACCUUGUUUGACAAAGUCGUCGGCGUGGAUGAGCGUAUCACUGUGGAAACGUCUUCUGACGAUCCAAACCCUCAGCCUAUCGAUAAGACUGACCCUUCUGUGAAGGAGACUGCAUCUGGUACGUUUAUCCGAGUUCUAAAGCCUCUAAAUGAAUACCAGGUUACUUCAGACCUUGAAAAAGCUUAUGCUGAAGGAUACAAAUCCUUAGCUAUCUGUUUUGCUCACUCCUAUCUAUGGAACAAACAUGAAAGGAUCGUCGCACAGAUAGCACGACGUAUUGGAUUUAAGUUUGUGUCGAUCUCUUCGGAAGUGUCCAGAACAAUUAGUUACUUGCACCGAGGAAACUCUACUUGCAUAGAUGCCUAUCUUACUCCUCACGUUCAAGGUUACGUUGACCAGUUUCUCUCUUCCUUUGCUGCUGGAACUGUUCCUGAGGUCCAAUUUAUGCAGUCAAAUGGAGGUCUUGCCGAUGCUCGUGCUUUCAAGGGUAUCAAUGCCAUUCUCUCUGGUCCUGCGGGUGGUGUGGUCGGUGUUAGAGAGACCUGCUUUGAGAACACUCCGUUAGUUGGCUUCGAUAUGGGUGGUACUUCUACCGAUGUGUCUAGAUGUGAUGGUUCAGACCUUGAUAUCUCCUUUGAUAACAAAACAGCAGGUUUGGAUAUCUCGGCUCCCCAGUUACGUAUCCAUACUGUGGCUGCUGGUGGUGGCUCUAUUUUGCGUUGGCAGAAAGGCUUGUUCCGUGUAGGUCCUGAAUCUGCAGGCUCCGAUCCCGGUGCUGCAUCUUACAGAAAGGGAGGUCCUCUUACUGUCACAGAUGCCAAUUUAUUUCUAGGAAGGUUGGUUGUUUCUGAAUUUCCACAUAUAUUUGGAAAAUCAGGGAAAGAGCCUCUUGACGUCGACAUAGUUCGUCAGAAGUUUGAAUCUCUGGCCCAGCAGAUUGCUGUAGAUACGAAUAGUACCCAUAUGACUGCUCAUGAGGUGGCAUUAGGAUUUUUGCGGGUAGCCAACGUUAAAAUGGCCAACUCAAUAAGAGAAAUCACCGAAUCUCGUGGUUAUGCUGCCAAGGAUCAUAUUUUGGUGUCCUUUGGAGGCGCUGGCUCUCAAAAUUGUACCGCUGUGGCACGUAACUUGUCCAUUUCCAGAGUACUUAUUCACAAAUACUCCUCUGUUUUAUCAUCUUAUGGUAUCGCUAGGGCUCGCGUGGCUCGUGAAUUGAAGUCUCCGUUUAUUUCCGAAUACCAGAGCACCCCAGUUCUCAAGCAGGAGGCUUCAAGUGUCAUCAACGACUUGCAGUCAAAAAUCAGUCACGAGUUAACUACCACCCAAGGAUUUUCUAAGGAUCAAGUUGAGUAUUCUAUCAGUAUUGGAAUGCGAUAUCGUGGCUCUAAUACAGUCUUUGAGGUUUCAUUCCAGGCGGAUGAUCUCAAGCAGGCUUUCUUAAAGAUUCAUCUUCGUGAAUUCGGUUUUAUCUUACCUGAUAGCACCCCUAUAUUUGCUCAGACCGUCUCUGUUCAGGGUAGAUCUAAGGAGAAAGAGCAUAAUUCUGUAGAGAUCUCUCAAAGUCUUGCUUCAGCUGUCUCUAGAAACCAUCUCAUCUCCUCGGAAGGUCAUAUCUAUCAGCCUGUCUAUUUUGAUGGUGCUCAUCCAGUGGAAACUCCAGUCUACAGACUUCCAGAGCUUCAAUCGGGUGAUAGAUUACAAGGUCCCGCCCUUAUAGUUGAUCCUACACAGACCAUACUAGUAGAACCGGGAACUAUAGCCACCAUUUUACCUUCUCAUGUAGUCUUAGACCUCUCUAGUCAAAUUAAUGACGAGAACUAUAUUGGCCGUGAUGAUAAAGACACAGUGAGCGCCGAGACGUCUCUUUCCAAGGCCGAUCCGGUGCUUCUUACCGUUUUUGGCCAUAGAUUCAUGGGUAUAGCGGAAACCAUGGGACGUACUUUGCAGAGAACGUCUGUUUCUACGUCCAUUAAAGAACGUUUGGACUUUUCUUGCGCUAUUUUUGGUCCUGAUGGCUCUUUAGUGGCCAAUGCUCCUCAUAUUCCAAUCCAUUUGGGUUCUAUGCAGUAUGCGAUUCAAUAUCAACACAAAUUAUGGUACGGAAAGUUGAAACCAGGUGACGUUUUGGUAUCCAAUCACCCUGAAGCAGGUGGUACCCACCUACCAGACAUCACGGUGAUUACUCCAGUGUUCCACAAGGGAGAGGUUGUCUUUUAUGUGGCUUCAAGAGGUCAUCAUGCAGAUAUAGGAGGUGCCGGUAUAACGGCAAUGUCCCCAAAUACCAAGCAGCUUUGGCAGGAAGGUGUUUCCAUUAAGAGCUUCAAACUUGUCAGUGAAGGUCGAUUCAAUGAGAAAGGAAUAGUCAAACUCUUCAUGGAGGCGGGAAAUCAUCCUGGUUGCUCGGCCACUCGAAAGAUAAACGACAACUUAAAUGAUCUUCGGGCACAAGUCAGUGCCAAUCAGAAGGGUAUUCGUCUUGUUGAGGCCUUGUUUGAUGAAUACGGUAAAGGUUUUGUUCAGUUUUACAUGGCAGCUAUUCGGCGUAAUGCAGAGGUGGCUGUUCGAGACUUCUUCAAGGAGCAGUAUCAAGUUCAUGGUGGUAAACCUCUACAUGCCAUUGAUUACUUUGAUGAUGGAAUCCCUGUUGAGUUGACUAUUACAUUCGAUGGUGACAAAGGUGAAGCUUUGUUUGACUUUACAGGAACGGGUCCCGAGGAGUAUGGUCCCAUGAAUACCCCUCCUUCCAUCACUUACUCGUGUGUCAUCUAUGCUGUUCGUUGUAUGAUCGAUUUAGAUAUUCCUCUCAAUCAGGGUUGUCUUGCACCAUGCCAUAUCUCUAUACCUAAGGACUCAAUUCUCAACCCAAGUGGUGAUGUGGCCAUCUGUGGAUCCACCAUUUCCGGCCAGCGAAUUACUGAUGUCAUUCUCAAGUGCUUUGGUAUUGCUGCUGCUUCUCAAGGUGAUGCCAAUUCGUUUGGAUGGGGUCGUGGUGGUAAGGAUCCUUACACGGGUGAGAUUAAACCUGGUUUUGCUACUGGUGAAGCUCUUGGUGGAGGAGUGGGUGCCAUGAAUGGUUACAAUGGUGCUUCUGCUAUGAAUGUUCACUGUACAAACACCAAGACAACCGAUAUAGAAGUUGUGGAGACACGUACUCCCGUCGUCGUUACCAAAUGGUGCAUUCGCCGUGGUUCUGGUGGUCAUGGUAAAUGGGUUGGUGGUAACGGUGCCACCAGGGAGCUCGAAGCUCGAGUUCCGUUACGCAUGUCUAUCCUUUCUGAGCGAAGAAUAUAUCAUCCUUAUGGUAUGAAGGGAGGAGAGCCUGGUGAAUGUGGUUCUAAUUAUUGGUUCAGAAAACAGGCUGAUGGAUCGUUUGUUCAGACACAUUUGAACGCUAAGGAAAUCAUCUACGUUGCUAGUGGUGACCGUGUCCAGAUAAACACUCCCGGUGGAGGUGGUUACGGUAAGGCCGUAAAUUGA
Molecule: messenger RNA, 3846 nt
Organism: Brettanomyces nanus
Lineage: Eukaryota; Fungi; Ascomycota; Pichiomycetes; Pichiales; Pichiaceae
Exons: 1
Coding region: 1-3846 (1281 amino acids)
Biological process (GO): glutathione metabolic process
Cellular component (GO): cytosol
Molecular function (GO): 5-oxoprolinase (ATP-hydrolyzing) activity
Source: RefSeq, a predicted model, not a curated record